Molecule: messenger RNA, 5905 nt
Organism: Mus musculus (house mouse)
Lineage: Eukaryota; Metazoa; Chordata; Mammalia; Rodentia; Muridae
Gene: Stau2
Product: staufen double-stranded RNA binding protein 2
Exons: 13
Coding region: 288-1931 (547 amino acids)
Biological process (GO): dendritic transport; regulation of filopodium assembly; anterograde dendritic transport of messenger ribonucleoprotein complex
Cellular component (GO): dendrite cytoplasm; protein-containing complex; nucleolus
Molecular function (GO): kinesin binding; double-stranded RNA binding; Hsp70 protein binding
Source: RefSeq, a predicted model, not a curated record
GAGCUGGCGCGGGGGCGCGCGGCGUGGCGCGGGCGCGGCGGCGCAGGCGGGGGCGCGCGGCGCGGGCCCGGGAGGGCGCGGCGGGAGCGCAGGGCGGCAGGCGGAGGCGGGGGGCGGGAGCCGAGGAGGGAGCAGGCGGCGUCGGCGGAGCUCUGGAGCGCUCGCCCAUGUGGAGCCGUCUGCCGGGCGUCCGUGGCCCGCAGUUUUGUGGAGCUGUGAGGGAUACGGAAGUUUGAUCAAUAUUGUCUUAACAUGCUUCAGAUAAAUCAGCUUCUCUCCACGAUAAAAUGGCAAACCCCAAAGAGAAAACUCCAGUGUGUCUGGUAAAUGAGUUAGCCCGUUUCCAUAGCAUCCAACCCCAGUAUAAGCUUCUGAAUGAAAGCGGGCCUGCUCAUUCGAAGAUGUUUUCGGUGCAGCUGAGUCUUGGCGAGCAGACAUGGGAAUCCGAAGGGAGCAGUAUAAAGAAGGCCCAACAAGCUGUUGCUAACAAAGCUUUGACUGAAUCUACGCUUCCCAAACCAGUUCAGAAACCACCUAAAAGUAAUGUCAAUAAUAACCCAGGUAGUAUAACUCCAACUGUGGAACUGAAUGGGCUCGCUAUGAAAAGGGGAGAGCCUGCCAUCUACAGGCCACUAGAUCCAAAGCCAUUCCCAAAUUAUAGAGCUAACUACAACUUCCGGGGCAUGUACAAUCAGAGGUAUCAUUGCCCAAUGCCCAAGAUCUUUUAUGUUCAGUUAACUGUAGGAAAUAAUGAAUUCUUUGGUGAAGGGAAGACUCGACAAGCUGCCAGACACAAUGCUGCGAUGAAAGCGCUUCAAGCCCUACAGAAUGAGCCAAUUCCAGAAAAGUCUCCCCAGAAUGGUGAAUCAGGAAAAGAAAUGGAUGACGAUAAAGAUGCAAAUAAAUCUGAAAUAAGCUUAGUGUUUGAGAUUGCGCUGAAGAGAAAUAUGCCUGUCAGUUUUGAGGUUAUUAAAGAAAGUGGACCACCACAUAUGAAGAGUUUUGUAACUCGGGUGUCAGUGGGAGAAUUUUCUGCAGAAGGAGAGGGAAAUAGCAAAAAACUCUCCAAGAAGCGUGCCGCAACCACUGUCUUACAGGAGCUUAAAAAACUCCCACCUCUUCCUGUGGUAGAGAAGCCAAAACUAUUUUUUAAAAAACGCCCUAAAACAAUAGUAAAGGCUGGACCCGACUAUGGUCAAGGAAUGAACCCCAUUAGCCGCCUGGCUCAGAUCCAGCAAGCCAGAAAGGAAAAGGAGCCUGAUUACAUCCUACUCUCAGAACGAGGAAUGCCUCGCCGUCGAGAGUUCGUAAUGCAGGUCAAGGUAGGCAAUGAAGUUGCGACUGGAACAGGACCCAAUAAAAAGAUAGCCAAAAAAAAUGCUGCUGAAGCAAUGCUGUUACAGCUUGGCUAUAAAGCGUCCACCAGUCUUCAGGAUCCGCUCGACAAGACAGGUGAAAACAAAGGAUGGAGUGGUCCAAAGCCUGGGUUUCCUGAACCAACAAAUAACACUCCAAAAGGAAUUCUUCAUCUUUCUCCUGAUGUUUAUCAAGAGAUGGAAGCUAGCCGCCACAGAGUGACCUCUGGCACAACUCUAAGCUACUUAUCUCCCAAAGAUAUGAACCAACCUUCAAGCUCUUUCUUCAGUGUGUCUCCCUCAUCAACUAGUUCAGCCACAGUUGCCAGGGAACUCCUUAUGAAUGGAACAUCUCCUACUGCUGAAGCCAUAGGUUUAAAAGGAAGUUCUCCUACUUCCCCUUGUUCUUCAGUACAGCCUUCAAAACAACUGGAAUAUUUAGCAAGGAUUCAAGGCUUUCAGGUCAACAGCUGUGCACCAGCUGCUUCCACUAUUAUGAAAAAUGUGCUUAUGCCUCUUUGCAGCAGCUCGUCAUUCCUCCCUGGCUCUACACAGUUGGAUCUUUUGUGGUGCUGAAGGUGCCUAGUUUUGUAUAAAUGGAAUUCUACAGCUUUGGCUUCACUCCUACCCAGUAUAAUACUCAGGUUCAUCCAGGUCCUGCAAGUUGACACUUCGUUCUUUUUUGCUGCUGAGUACUAGUCCAUUGUAUGGCUAUAUGCCAGAAAUUGUUACUUGGUUUGCAUGAUGGACAUUUGUGUUGUUCAAAGUUUGGCACUAUUAUGAAUGAGAUUUAUAAACAUAUGUAAGAGUUUAUACAGACAGCUCCCACUUCCCUUGGGAAAACAAAUUAGAGUGGAAUUGCUGUAGAGUGGUAAGUGCACACAUCCUGAUUCUGUUUCAGUGUUAUAUCCCUGAACCAGUGUGAGCUCUACUGCUGCUGAGCUUACUUUCUCACGAUGUCCGUUCUCUCAAGGGCAUGCCACUGUGCCUCUAAUCUAUAGUUCACUGUCCCCUAACUAAUUGUGUUCUUUAAAAUGUACUCUGUGAGAGUUUCAUAGUGUUCACAACAUGUGGUCAUACCCUUCCCAUUUCCCGUUCUAACUGCUCUGGACCCCCACAUACCCUACCAAUCUCAUGUCCUCUUUUCUUUUUUGUUUCUUUUUAAGUAUAACCCACUAAGUCCAGGUAGUAUGCUGAUAUAAGUGUGGCUGUGGGGCCAUCUCUUAGAGUGCUGGCCACACACCAGUGUUUCAGUGGUCCAUUGUGAAGUGCCCACUGCUCACUGUUUCUAAUUGUACUUUGCUUAUUACAGAGUGUCUUCUUUGGAUACUGAAUGCAGUCACAUUUACAUUGAUGUUACACAAAUGUGCCGUUUUGAUCUCAUCUAAGAAAUCCUUAGCUAUUAAAGUCUCGAAGACUUUAUUUUUAUUUUUUAAAGAUAAAUCUUUUUUUAAUUGGGUAUUUAUUUCGUUUACAUUUCCAAUGCUAUCCCAAAAGUCCCCCACAGGCUCCCCCACCCACUCCCACUUCUUGGCCCUGGCGUUCCCCUGUACUGAGGCAUAUGAAGUUUGCACAACCAAUGGGCCUCUCUUUCCACUGAUGGCCAACUAGGCCAUUUUUUGAUUCAUAUGCAGCUAGAGACACGAGCUCCGGGGGUACUGGUUAGUUCAUAUUGUUGUUCCACCUAUAGGAUUGCAGAUCCCUUUAGCUCCUUGGGUAAUUUCUCUAGCUCCUCCAUUGGGGGCCCUGUGAUCCAUCCAAUAGCUGACUGUGAGCAUCCACUUCUGUGUUUGCUAGGCCCCGGCAUAGUCUCACAAGAGACAGCUCUAUCUGGGUCCUUUCAGCAAAAUCUUGCUAGUGUAUGCAAUGGUGUCAGCGUUUGGAGGCUGAUUAUGGGAUGGAUCCCUGGGAAUGGCAGUCUCUAGAUAGUCCAUCCUUUUGUCUCAGCUCCAAACUUUGUCUCUGUAACUCCUUCCAUGGGUGUUUUCCCAAUUCUAAGAAGGGGCAAAGUGUCCACACUUUGGUCUUAGUUCUUAAGUUUCAUGCGUUUAGCAAAUUGUAUCUUAUCUCUUGGGUAUCCUAAGUUUCUGGGCUAAUAUCCACUUAUCAGUGAGUACAUAUUGUGUGAGUACCUUUGUGAUUGGGUUACCUCACUCAGGAUGAUGGCCUCCAGGUCCAUCCAUUUGCCUAGGAAUUUCAUAAAUUCAUUCUUUUUAAUAGCUGAGUUGUUCCUGAAUGUCAUUAAAUUUGCAAAAUGAACUAUGGGUUAUCUUUUGUAGAUGAGUCUUUGCUUUUUGGUCUAGUAACCUGCUAGGCCUUUUGGACUAAUGUAUAAACUGUCUUCCUCAUGCUGACAUCAUGAGCUACAUCCUAUCCAGUCUUUCAUUCAGGAUCUCCAUCUUUUCCCCAUAGUCCCUUUGUGCUGUGUGAUAACAGUUAUAAGCCAGUACUUUGGACUAUGUAUGCCAACAUAUGGGGGGCCACUCUCUUUUACCUCUCCUGAUGUUCAGGAUUUACACCUGAAAUUUCAAGUUAAUUUGCUACCCUCAGACUCACUCAUACUUGAAGAUAGUAAACCUUCACUUAGGUUUCUGUCACUUGAGCUGUACAGAUUUUGAGAGUCACCUGUCUUAGCCAACAUUCAUUAUCUUCCAUGUACUUUUGCAUCAUGCUCUCUAGGGUCCCUCUGAACGUUGAAUUUAGCCAACAGCUGGGUCUGGGUAGUUUGUAUUCUGUUAAGAGGCUGCACUGCUUGUACAGCGCUGUUGCUUCUAGAAUUCCUUCCGUAAACAUCUAGCGCUUUUGCCAGCCCAGAACCCUUUUUCCAGCCACUUCCAGCUGCUAAGAGUUCAGUUUUAGACUAUAGAAAACCACUUUAGUCACCACCACACAAAAACAUCAUAAAAUUAUAUCUUUUCCUGCAUAAGAGUUUUGGCCUUUCAAUUAAAGUUGAAACUAACUUGGAUAUUCCUGUCUUUGAUCAUAUUCCAGCCUUCACAUAGUUUUCAAAGCUACAUCUUAUAUUGAUAUCUGUAAGAGUAUCCGUCCAUUCUUCUACAACCAAAACUUAGAAUUCUACCAAUGUUUCUUAAAUUUCCACUGAAUUGACCCUUUAAUUACUAACUUGUGAUUUUGGCAUUUAUCAAAGAAAAUAAUACAAAAUAUGGAAAAAUCUAUAUAUGCAAAGAUAUUCAGUAUCUAACCUGUUAAGAUAAUGCCUCAAAUAAAUGUACUCUCGCCAGAAUUUGGACAUCUGACUUGGUGUUAGCAAGAAUGGUUGUUUUUAGAAGCUCUUGGGGGUAAUGUGCCCUAGACCUCUUUUCUGGCUUCUGUGGCUAUAGGUCACAGCCCCUUUUGUAUAAAUUCACUGUUUCUGCGUCUGCUCCACACAGCCUUCUCUGUGCCUCUGUAUCUGUGCUGUCGUCUUUGUUCUCUUAAGAAGGUCGACCCUAAACCCAAGAUGAGCUCAUCUUGAAAUAUUUGGUUAAGGCCCCAUUAAGAGCAGGGGAACUGAGCACUUGCUUGUCUUCUGGGAGCCUCUGUUCACCCAGCUUUGUGAGAAACUGAAAAUCUGAGUGUUUGUAUCUGUUAUUCCAUUUGGGGGAUUCCAGCUGUAUUUCCUGCAAAUGCUUUUCCUAUUCCACUUCCCCUCCUCUCUCGUCCAGACUUGACGUCAGGUCCUCUCUCGUCCAGACGUCAGGUGUUGCUCCAAGGUUCACAAGACUACGCUUUCCCCAUUAUGUACUAGACUAUGUUGUUUUUGAGGGAAAAAGACGUUUACUAUUUCUACUUUAUCCUCAGAGCUUUCUUUUGGUUGUUUGGUUGUUUGGAACCGUGCACUUCUCUGGAAUUUUUUGUAGUUUCCUCUUAUCUGAAGAGACUACCCACAACUGAGUAUUUCUCUCCAUAUCAUUGAGUGUGUGGUAAGUAUGACUGAGUAUUUCUCUUCAUAUCAUGAUUGUGGAAGUAUGAGCUAACUGUUUCUAUUUCUUUUGAAACUAAGUCCAGAUUACAUCUUUGCUGUUAGGAGUGGUGUGUUUUAGAGACUAGUUUACAUUAUUCUGAAUAGCUGUGUGCUGUUUUCUGAGGCACAGUUCUGGAUAGACUCACCCCAAACUUUGUAUUUCUUCUCAGACAGUAAUCUCUCCUGGUUCUGUAUCAACUUUCUGUAUAAAAUGCUUUGAAGGAAAACCUCCAGGACUUGGCAUCAGGUGAUGACUGCUGCAGGACAGCAUGAGUGUAAAUUCUUUGUAAUAAGUAAAAUGAUGGAGGAACAAGGUAAAAACCGGUGACAGCGGUUUUCCUGCAGUGGGCAUGGAUCAUUGGGUUUGAUGUUAACAUAUUUAAUUGCCAUGUGGAAUUAACAAUGGUGAGAUUUCUUACUGUUACCCUUCCCUGGCCUGGAAGUGCUUGCUAUGUGACCCAUGCUGCAGUUGGUUAUAACCUGCUCCUCUGACCAAGAAUAGUCCUAUGUCUUCCAUAAUCUUGAUACUUUUUGAGGAAUGGUGAUCACUUAUUUUGUAAAAAAGAAUAAAAGAAAGUUCUUGAAA